Messenger RNA from Theileria equi strain WA, 2817 nucleotides. RefSeq names its product histidyl-tRNA synthetase, putative. The transcript has 2 exons. Gene Ontology annotation, biological process: mitochondrial translation; histidyl-tRNA aminoacylation. Gene Ontology annotation, molecular function: ATP binding; histidine-tRNA ligase activity. NCBI's taxonomy places the organism in Eukaryota, Apicomplexa, Aconoidasida, Piroplasmida, Theileriidae. The record is from RefSeq and is a predicted model, not a curated record. Gene Ontology annotation, cellular component: mitochondrion. The coding region runs from base 1 to 2817 and encodes 938 amino acids.
AUGGCUACCAUAACUCUUGAUGCCACAAAAGUACUUUCUAUUGAUGAUCUAUUGCUGGUAGGUUUAUCAAAAUCUUUUAUCGCAAUUGAAUCUGAACUUGCGAAAAAAAUAGGUUUAGAUUCUGAUAUAGCAAAAUUAAAUGUCCUGUCGUUACACCCAGGCUCAGAUAAACCAGAUUCACCGUCUGAUAGAGAUUCUAUAUUGGCUAGAAUGAUUUGUUGUUGUCUGUUACAACAAGCUCUUCGUUAUAAACCACACCCAAACCCUGUUCUAAUAGGAAGACUAGUAAGCACCUUGAACACCCGGGAAGUUUACCAUUUUAGAUCACAUAUAUCAACACUUCAUCAUGAACUUUUUAAAUCACAAUCUCCAGGGGUGGUGAGAUUCCUAUCCACAGUUUUAUCACAAGGUAAAGUGGCCUCUGAUGAACCUAGUCUAGACUCAGUCGGAAAGGAUUUGGGUAUCUCUAGUGAUGAAUUAACUCUUCUAACCAAAGGACAUACUGAAGUUUUGUCGACUAUUUCUGUUCUAGGGAGCUCACUUAAAUUGUUGUCAAACUUUUCGGACUGCAAUUUGGGAAUUGCAUUUGAAUCUUUGUCAGUUUCUACUGAUUUUCUUUCCACACCUGGACUUAGAAAUGUUCCACAAGCCCUUGAAACAGCUAGGAAUCUUCUUUGGUUAACAGAAGAUAGCAAGAUAAUCCCGAAAAAAAGUGAUGAUCAAAUUACAAAAUCUUUAAUUUCAAGGUAUCUUGUGGCAAAUAGUGAGGUACGCAAUACGUCGAUAUCCCUUUUGAAGGAAGUUUCUAGAAUCUCUACUGCUCUCUACGGAGCAUCAGUCUCCAAUGAUAUACAAAAGGUAUUAGACAAUACAUGGGAAAUAUCAUUGCAAGUGUAUUUAAAUGGAUUGCAGCAUUCUUUGGAUACUGUUGUAUCCGUAUACAAGGAACUCGUACCAAUUAUGAUCUCUAAGUUAGAGUUAGCACAUACGAGCGCUAUAGCAAAUCCAGAAAUUUCUGAGGCUCUUGCCUCUUUCGAUUUUAAAACUGUGAUGAGUGGAUAUCUGGAAUGGAUGAAAAAGUUUGGAACUGAAGAAACGGGUUUUCCAAAAGUUGCAUCAAUUUCAUCGCUGGAAAAACUAUCAAAGGAAUAUAAUGAUUUGAUAGUUUUAUCCUCAUCUAUUUCCAUAAACAUAUUAACCAUAAAAGAGGUUUCUGAUGCUGUUACUCACAAGGCAAAAGCGGAUAGCUCCAAAAAAGCCGUUACCUCCACUCAAAAGAAGAUCGUUUUAGGCCAUGGAAAUAUUCUCUACAAGGAUUUUAUGGAUAAGUUGUUCGGAGAUGUAUUUAGUGUUCAGAGAGGAAAUAUAAUGGAAAAGAUGUCCAUUCUUCAGGGUCACCAUCUUUUUAGUCACGCUCCUGAGUUUGAAAAAAUUCUUUUACCACAGAAUCAGAAAACCAGAAAGCCCAAGUUGCCAAAGGGAACAUUAGAUUUUUUGCCUAGUGAUGUGUUGUUAAGGUCUAUUGUCAUAAAUUCUAUAAAGGAUGUUUUUAGACAGCAUGGAGCAGUUGAAACUGAUACUCCUGUAUUUGAGUUGAAAGAAACAUUGGUUGGUAAAUACGGGGAGGACCAAAAACUCAUAUUUGAUCUUAAGGACCAAGGGGGUGAACAACUAUCUUUGAGAUAUGAUUUAACAGUACCAUUUGCUAGAUUUGUAGCGAGCAAUAAAAUUGAGAAAAUUAAGAGGUUCCAAAUAGGCAAGGUCUAUAGAAGAGAUGAGCCUCAACUUGCUAGAGGAAGAUAUAGGGAGUUUGUUCAGUGUGACUUAGAUUUUGCUGGAGAGUACCCUAAAAUGGUUGCUGAUUCUGAGGUUAUAUUCAUAUUGGUUCGCGUUUUGAGGAUGAUAAAGAAGGAUAAAUUUGUGAUCAAGAUUAAUCAUAGAGGAAUUUUAGAUUGUAUUCUGUCAUUCUGUGGUGCAGAAACUAGCCUUCAUAGGACAAUUUGUAGUUCAAUAGACAAACUUGAUAAAUUGCCCUGGGAAGAUGUUCAAAAUGAGAUGGUUCACGAGAAAGGACUUCCUGAAUAUGUAGCGCUAAAAAUAAAAGACUUCACAGAAGUGAAUGGAACGUUUGAACAUGUUAUAUCAUUCUUGAAGGAAAAGAAAAUAGACACAAUGAGUGACUUGUUGGAUGAUAUGGCGUUGUUAUCAUCAUACCUGGAUGCUUUUGGAGUAACUGGAAGUGAAGUUUGCUUUGACCUUAGUCUUGCGAGAGGUCUAGACUACUACACUGGUAUAAUUUUUGAGGCUGUACUUAUCGGAGAAGCCGUGGGAUCUGUUGGUGGUGGUGGAAGAUAUGAUGGACUCAUUGGCAUGUUUUCUGGGAGAUGCAUUCCAUCCAUAGGUCUUUCUGUUGGUAUAGAGCGUAUAAUGAGGACAUUAUCAUAUGGAUGUAGCGAUAAUUUGACCGAUGUGUACGUUUGUACAGUGGGAGACUCCAAGAUGUUGUUGGAGCGCAUGAAGAUCUGCGCCCUUCUCUGGGAACAUGGUAUAAAGGCAGAGUAUUUGUACAAUGCAAGUGCUGGUUUGCGCAAACAAAUCGAUGCGGCCCUAGACAAACGUGUAUCGGUCGCUAUUAUUCUCGGUGAAAGUGAGCUUGAAGCAGGCGUUGUUAAGUUGAAAAUAUUAAAUUAUGAUACGGAAGAGAAGCAGAACGAGAUAACUGUUCCGAGGAAGGACCUGGUUGAUGAAAUCAAGUCUAUUUUGCUAAAUCGUACAAAAUACGGAAAAAUCUUGGACGCUUUAUUUAUAAAAUCUUGA